ACACUGGCCAUGGGCUGGCCUUGGCCAGGCUUCCGUCCACCAAGGGGAAUCCAGGCCUUGGUUUGGCUCCAGCUGGGCCUUCCCAUUGUUGACUUAGAUCUGAGUGAUUCAGAUCCUCAUCAGGGUCGCCCCUGACAACUCCAGUGGGUGGGAGAGUGACCCACUCCUCCCAUCUGGGGCGCCAGCACGGGGAGGCCCAGGAGAAGCUCCCCUCAGCUCCUGAUGUGACUCCCCCCACUGGCUGGAUGCUCCAAGCAUGGCCGACACCAUCUUUGGCAGCGGGAGCGACCAGUGGGUCUGCCCCAAUGAUCGGCAGCUUGCCCUGCGAGCCAAGCUGCAGACGGGCUGGUCCGUGCACACCUACCAGACAGAGAAGCAGAGGAAGAGCCAGUGCCUCAGCCCAGCGGAGGUGGAGGCCAUCCUGCAGGUCAUCCAGAGGGCCGAGCAGCUCGAUGUCAUGGAGCAGCAGAGGAUCGGGCGGCUGGUGGAGCGGCUGGACACCAUGAGGCGCAACGUGAUGGGGAACGGCCUCUCCCAGUGUCUGCUGUGUGGGGAGGUGCCAGGCUUCCUGGGCGGCUCGUCGGUGUUCUGCAAGGACUGCAGGAAGAAAGUCUGCACCAAAUGUGGGAUCGAGGCCUCCCCUGGCCAGAAGCGGCCCCUGUGGCUGUGUAAGAUCUGCAGUGAGCAGAGAGAGGUCUGGAAGAGGUCAGGGGCCUGGUUCUACAAAGGGCUGCCCAAGUACAUCCUGCCCCUGAAGACCCCCGGCCGGGCCGAUGACCCCCACUUACGACCUUUGCCUGUGGAGCCAGCGGAGCAAGAGCCCAGAAGCACGGAGACCAGUCGAGUCUACACGUGGGCCCGUGGGAGAGUGGUUUCCAGUGAUAGUGACAGCGACUCGGACCUCAGCUCCUCCAGCCUGGAGGACAGACUCCCGCCCACGGGGGACAGAGACCUGAAAGGCGACAAGUCCUGCAGGGAGUCCGGUGGCAGCAUGGAGCCCCCCAAGGUGGAGCUUGCCCGCCCACCCAGCCACCUGUCAGGGAGCCAGAGCAGCCUGGCCAGUGAGACUGGGACCAGCUCUGGGGACCCACAGAGGGGCACCCCUCCCUGGCCCGACCCAAAGGGCCCCGGCAAAAGGCACACCCGGACGAGCCCCCGGUGUUGACGUGGCCUCCAGUGCCCUCCCUGGGCAGAGGCCUGUCUGGUGCGUGGAGCGCGCUUUGCAGGUGGAAGAGGUUGAGCGAGAAAGAGCGCGUGCACGCCAGAGCCACACUCGUCCUGGCCCCUUCCGGACCAGUCCAGGAGGCCUCCCACCCAACCCCGUGGGACGUGACCCCGAGUCAACAAACCAGUGGGCUAAGUCCGCUGCCCCCACUCAGUGCCUUUCUGCACCGCUUCUCUCCCGCAAGCCCUUCUCACCGCCCACCCAGCCACUCCACUCAGCCGUAACCUUUAUUUAUUGUCCUCCCCGGGCCCCUCCUCAGUCUCACCCCCCCGCCGCCCCCCCCCCCCCGCCCCAUGUGUAUUUCAAGUUGGCCCUGGUCUUGGGUUGGGCUAGAAGGGCCUUCAGACCCCCUGGCAGGGCCCCCCAUGUGCACUGCAGUUUCAGAGGGCUCUGUGCAGGCUUUCUCUGUGUUUGUGCUAAAAUGGAAGAAGAAGCCCAGUCCUGAGCAUUACCCUUCAAAGCUGAGCUGGGCCCCUGGAGAGAGCAGCGAAGCCCAGAGCAGGUGGGAGGAGACUCGCCCGCCCUUUCCCUCCGCCUGUAGCUCAGGGAGCUGAGAGCAGCAGCACCCACCCCUCCCUCUCUCCCUCCCCUUGGCCCAGGAGCCUUGGUGGGAACCUGGCUUUCUGUCCUUUCUUCGAGCCCUUCCCUCCGCCUCCCUGCUUCUCUCUGCCUCUCCCCUGCCUGUGGAGCUGAGCAGGGCUCUGGUGAAGAGUGAAUUCGCUCACUGGAGAGCAGCCCUGGGCCCAGUCCCAGCUGGGGCCCGAAGGCUCCCCUACGCUAUUAAUUCACUUCUCUUCAGUGGGUUCAGUUUGGCUUGAAAAAUACGUAAUUCAGAGCACAGACAAAUGCUCCUGGAAAACCCUUCCCUGAAGAGAGAGUAAAUGUGUGUUUCUGUGUGUGGUUGUCCGGACCCACCCAUCCUUCCUCUCCGCCCCCAGUGCCCCCACGCCCAGUCCUCCAGGCCCUCAGGCCCCCGCCGUUGGCUUUUGCACCAUUACUACUGGCAGAUGGUAAAAAAAAAAAAAAAAACUCACUGCUUCCCAGUGACAAGUUAGCCUCAGAAUGAAAAUAAAGAUAGGAUUUGUGUGGAGCCAGUGUGUUCACCAGAGGGCCACACUCGCUUGCGCCUCCGACCUGCGUCAGGAGAGAGACGGAGGGAGUGGUGGCGCGCUGACUGCUGGGAGACGUCCUGGGCUGCGGGGACGGGGCGAGCUGGGCCGUGUGUGUGAGGAGCUUACAUACCUAACGCCGAGUGGGAAAAGCAAGCCAUCUAUGUUAAAAAAAAGUAUACAUACAAAUAAUCAAAGUGAGUCAUACAAACUUAUAUGUACAUAUGUAAAAAUGUUCGUAAAACGAACAAGGACUUCUGGGAAGUAUGGUGGGCUGAACCAUAUUUUCUCUGCCCCCAAACUCCCGGUAAAAUGCAUAAAGGAAUGAAAAUGGCAUUGACUGCAACAAUGAAAAGAUAGGAGAGGAAAUGGCAGCACAUAAGAAACACCUGGCCCUGGCCAGGCAGCUCCGUUGGUCAGAGGGUUGUCCCAGUACGCCAAGGUUGCAGGUUCGACACGCAGUCAGGGCACAUACAAGAAUCAGCCAGAGAGUGGAUGUCUCUCUCUGUCUGCUCCUCUCUCUCUCUCAAAUCAAUAAAUAAAAACUUUAAAAAAAGAAAGGUCUGAAAAUUUGAGAGACAGUAUAACUUGUUCAGUGCCUGCUCUCACUGCUUGCCAAAAUGUCUGCCAGAGAGAAAGCCAGCCGUGAACAAGCCAGUUGCUCUGCAGCAUCCGCCAAAUGCUUAGAGCUGGGAGGGGCCCAGUGUCCCUCGGGUGGAAGUUCAGGAUGCAUGUGAAAACAGUAUUGCUUGGAAGAAGAGGUUAGACCCCCAAGUCCCUUCUCCCAGCCCCCACAGCCUGCAGCUGCCCUGCCUUUCCAGGACCCUGGCGGAAGACAGGUUUACAGCUGGCCAGGGUGGGACUAGAAAGUCUGGAUUGGCACCCCAACCCAGCCAGAGACGGAGGCAAGGCUGUGGCUAAUGGGGGACACCCUCAGCACCCUCCCCCGGCUCACACCCAGUAUAGGCACCCUGCCGUGCCUAUACUCCAAGGCACGACAUGUCUGUCUAGGAAACUGACCGAAGAGAAAAGCUGGACAGAGCCUGACGUGGGUGAUGCCCCGGUCUCUGCCCAGCCGCCACAGGGAGACCCCGGGCACCAGCCCUGCCCCCGUGGACAGAGCUUCCCGUGAGCUUCGCUACACUGCACUCAGUGGGAGCAGCCGAGGGCACCAGCAGGGACCAAACCAACAACCAAAAUACAGAGACCCCACCAUACAGAAGAAAGGGGUCGAGUACAACCCUCUGCAAAUACUCACCCACGAAUAGGAAAAAUAAUGUUAUUUUUCAAAGGAAGUAUUAAAGCUCUUAAAAUAUA
Molecule: messenger RNA, 3651 nt
Organism: Phyllostomus hastatus (greater spear-nosed bat)
Lineage: Eukaryota; Metazoa; Chordata; Mammalia; Chiroptera; Phyllostomidae
Gene: RPH3AL
Product: rabphilin 3A like (without C2 domains)
Exons: 9
Coding region: 257-1165 (302 amino acids)
Biological process (GO): intracellular protein transport
Molecular function (GO): small GTPase binding
Source: RefSeq, a predicted model, not a curated record